Messenger RNA from Penicillium daleae, 3978 nucleotides. RefSeq lists its product as uncharacterized. Gene Ontology annotation, cellular component: cytosol. NCBI's taxonomy places the organism in Eukaryota, Fungi, Ascomycota, Eurotiomycetes, Eurotiales, Aspergillaceae. Gene Ontology annotation, molecular function: palmitoyltransferase activity. The transcript has 5 exons. The record is from RefSeq and is a predicted model, not a curated record. Bases 1 to 3978 code for a protein of 1325 amino acids.
AUGGGGGCCCUCCGAACGGUUGCUCUUGUCAUCUUGAGCAUCUCGGCCUUCGUUUUCGUGGCACUUUUCGGCCGUUUACCAGUUUUUAGAAAAACUCCGAUUGCCUUCCUCUAUCGACUGUUAUGGGUCUACCUUCCCAAUGGAAUCGCCUGGAUCGACUCCCGUCUACUUGGUGGAUGGCUAGUCCGAGCAUGGAGCCGCUCUGGUAGCUAUAUCUUGCACGAGAACCAUCCUUUGGUACUUAUGUUUUUCAUCGGCUUGCUUAUGAUAGGCGAGGGCUUCUUCUUACCGGUGGCAUGGCCUCGGAUGUCCAGUACUCAUCAUUUCUGGGUCCCUGGCGUCGUUAUCUUACCAUAUGUACUUCUGUACAAGUCCGUGGUCACCAAACCAUUCGUGACUUCAGAAAACCACGCAGAAGAGAUGAAACGCUACCCCUAUGACCGUGUUCUCUUCCACCCUGGACAUCUAUGUUCAACCUGCGAGUUUCUCAAGCCUGCACGCAGUAAGCACUGCAGUUUAUGCCAGGCUUGUGUUUCUCGACAUGAUCAUCAUUGUGUGUGGCUGAUGAAUUGCGUUGGAGCCAACAAUUACAAGUACUUCUUAUCGCUUCUUCUCGCCGUGUCGAUACUGCUGAUCUAUGGUACCUUGCUCGGCUACUCCCUUCUGUGGCAAACCUUGCGAGAAAUCGUUCCGCUGGAUGUACAGGCAGCUAUGAAGAGUUGGUCAAUGUACCUCCACGUCUGGUCAAUCGUGAUCACCAGAGACCCCAAAAUUGGAACGGUCACACUACUGAUGCUCAUGACGGCCCCGUUGGCCGUUGCCUUCUUGGCUUAUCAUACGUACCUUAUCUGGGCUGGUAUGACGACCAACGAGAGUGCUAAAUGGGCCGACUGGAAGGAAGAUGUGGCAGAUGGAUUCGUUUUCAAGGCCAAGCGGAGUCAGAUUCAGGGUGCACCUUCACAUGUGGAUCUCAGUGACCACCCGUGGCCAGUGCAAAGCGACCAGAUCCUGGUCACAGGUGGCCAGCCACCAUUGGCAGGCUAUAUUCUGGAGGAUACCUCUAAUCGAGUCUCAUACCGUGGUGAUCCCAAUCAGUCCAGGCCGAUCGACCCGCAGUGGGUUGAACUACAUAGCAUAAGAGACCUAGACAACCUCUAUGACAUGGGGUUUCGAAGAAACCUAAAAGAUGCUCUGGGGCUAAAUCCAUUAUGUACUCCAGCGGAGCUCAUGCUGAAGGUGAUCCUGGCAGGAACCUUGAGCCACUAUGAGACACGCGGUAUGAUCGAUGACAAACGCCUGGAGCACAUGCUCGCUGCUGGAAAGCAGAUCCUGUACAAGACGCACCAGGAAAGCGAAGUUCGACACAAUCUCGGCAUGUCUCCGGACAUCUGGACGGGACUCACAGAUGUUCUCACCAAGGCCAUCCCGGUCCUUGAAUCUCAGUCAUUCGCAUGGAAGAGUCCAAGGGCAGCACUGGAACAUUCUUCCUCAAACCUCAUUGCAUACAACUAUUUUUCGUUAGUCAAGGAUAUCGAGCGUCUCAACGACCUGUGCACCAUCGCGCGGAACCUGCUUGCGACAACCAAAAAAGCGCAGAACCUGGCCGCUGAGAAGGGCUUCGACCAGCGAAUUCUCGCGCUGAUUGAUACGUGUGUGCGGGUUACAGCAAGGGGAUUCGAUGGCGAAACAAAUCCACGAAACGAGGAGCGAUGGCAAAAAGUGGUGAACCUGUACAAGCGGCUUCUUAUCACCUGUCUCCAAUACCUCCACAACUUCAUCAUGCACAAUGAACACCGAAAGAUGGUGCUGUGGUUGGAUCUCUUCGGCUAUCACUCAACUGCCGACACAAACAUCAUCCAACCCAAAGAAGCUUUGGACUCUACGGCUCGGAUUGAAGGAGUUGCGCCGAUUGUCAAGAUCGGAGAACGGGUCAUCAACCCUCCAAUUCGAGCACUCUAUGAUCAGACCGCCGAAGAUCUGCUUCUAGAGACUAUUGCAAAGUUCCCGCGCGAGCCAUCUACCAUCAAGGAAGAAGCUGCCAUGCUGCUUCUUGCGAACAUCAAGGAUCACAUGGAAAAGAUCCUGGGACGAGACUUGACCGAUAUCCAAGAGAUGGGCCGAGACCCUGAGCAAGUCAAGUACAUCCGGGCUGCUUUGACUUCCAUCCUGGGAGCCAAGGUUGAUGGGUGGUCAGAUCUACAGGAGAGAGCUCGUGAAUUACCUCCUGCUCUCCCAGAAGAGGAAGAGCACGAGGCUACCAAGAAGAAGACGAUUCUUACGAUUGAUCGCAGUAUGACGGCUGGCUUCCCGCGACUGUGCUGGGCGGAUCUACCCGAAGUAAACGACUACUCGGUAGAUGCGCCCGUGACGGAGGAUGAUACUAGCAUGCCUCGAUCGUCUCAGUCUGCAGCUGAGACACUACAGGAGGCCAAGGACGAAUUGAUGGCCCGGCUGCAAGAAGCUUCCCAGAUUGGCGACGAUGGCGCAGAUUACGAUCACGGCGACGCAGGAACCGUAGGUGAAGAUGAUGCUCACAGCCUGGAGGGCCACGCGGACGGGAGUGUCGAUGAGGAUGAUGAAGAGGACGGUGAUGAUAUUGACCGAGGUGAUGAUGGUGAAGAUUUAGACGAUGACGAAGAUGAUGAUGACUAUCGUGGUCGCCCUGGCGAUCAACAGCGCGGCCUCCUGACUGAUAUUCCCCUUGUGCUGGGACCUGCCGAAAUUGAAGCCCUACCAAUGAUCAUACAGGCGGGUAUCGUCGACAGUUUCGGACUCAAGGGUGGUGAGCGAAAUGGCUCACGUAACAUGCAAGCCCUCCGAUGCCAUAUCCUUCUCACCCAGGAAACUGGCCGGAACCUACUGCGCGAGCUUCUGAUCUUUAUCGCUGCUUGGGACCUUCCGGAUGAUGAGCUUUACUUUAAGAUGAUGGUCCAGAUCAUGGAGGCGGUUCUUCGUAAUGGGCUCAUGUCCCAUGCAUACUCUGAUUUCGGCCAGCCCAAAGACAUCAUCUCUCCAGCCCAGGCUGUGGUGAUCAAGAUCCUCACGCACAUCUUCCGUGCGAAGUACUCUCCCGCUUCGGUGUCGGGCUCUAUGCAAGGCAGUGUCCCGCGGACCCCCUCACCCCUUAGCCGCGUGGACAUCCUCACAGUGCGAUACAUUUUCACCAUCUUCCGAGGCAACAUCAUCCCAGAGACCUGUGCUCUGAUCUACCUCCAGGGUCAAAUCCGCGCCGAGCGUGCCUUGCCGGAGGACUUCCCGCUCAACCUUUGGGACAUGGAGCGCGUCUACGAGGGCGUGUAUCAAUUCCUUGAGUUCUUCGCCGUUCUUACAGAGAACAACGAUUGGAAAAACUUGCUGGUGAAGUGGGAGAUUGUCUAUGAUCUGGUCACCCUCAUCAAGGAGCUGGAAGCCAGCAUCCCCAAGGGCCAGUUGAGCUCCCUCUCCUUUGGCUCGGUGCCUCCCCCACCCCCUCCACCCCGCAGUACUUCUCCUAAUGACUAUUCCAAGCCUGCAUCGCCUACCCCGGUGGCCGUCGAGCGUCCGUAUGACCCCAGCGACCCAGCAGACCCACUUGACAGCCAUGCCGGCAGCGUCGACUCCCGCCCCGAGUCUCCUCCCAUCACUGAAGAUCCGUCCGAGUUCGAGUGGCGCAACCUCAAGAAGCUCGUCGUUUUGGUACUCUCCUCCCUGGUGUGGAAAUGCCCCGAGGUUCAAGAACAGAUUCGUCGCUAUGGCGGCGUGGAGGCUAUCUUGAUGUGCACCUCGUUCGACUCCAACAACCCCUACAUCAAGGAACAUGCUGUCAUGUGUCUCAAGUUCCUUCUGGAGGGUAACCGGGAGAACCAGCGUCUGGUCGAGGAGCUCGAGGCCCGUGAGGUGGUCAAGGAUGACGGCGGCGUGCUGGAGCGAAGCGGUUAUGAGGCUAUGAUUGACCAGGCAGGCAAGCUUGCUAUUCGGCCUAAAGAUGCUUCGGCAUAA